UGAAUCGUAGUGCUCAUUCUAUUCGCGUCGACGGCGAAAAAACAACCUGUCAAAAAGUGCACUGUGUGUGUUUUAUUCAGUUGAAAUACCUAUGGGCAGGCCGCGACUCGUGGACACGUCCAACCUGGUGGUCCUGCUCCCAAAUAGGACCUGUCGCUGUGUCGUCUGCGACAAGAUCUUGGCCGGAUUGCAGAGGAGCAACAUCAAGCGGCACUACGAGCGCCUCCAUCCGGACAUCGUUCUCCAGCGCCCGCCACGCCCACAAGGCCAGCCAAAGCCUUCGAGGCAAUCCACCCGCAACCCAAAUACGAAAACGGGUCGUCCCCAGCUGGUGGACACCGGCAAAUUGUGUGAGAUUUUGGGCGACGGAAAACGAUGCCGCUGCAAGCUCUGCGAAAAGGUGUUAACCCAUCGGCCGGGAAAUGUAAGGCGCCACUAUAGUAUUUACCACCCACACAUCAUCGUCCAGCUGGCGCCCAAACGUUGGGUCAUCGCCGAGGACAAGCUCAUUCCCAAUCGCCAGCGACUGAACAAUCCGGACGCCUCUCAUUUGCCCACCAACAGCACCAUCGAAAACACCGACCUUAUGGAUGAUGAGGAGGCGGGCGACGGCGAUAACGAGGACAACGUUUCUGGCAGUCAAUUUGAUGGCAUCUUCAAGUCGGAGCUGCCAGACGACGAGGAUGAUCAAUCGGUUGAUUCUAGGGACAUCGAACUGGAGACAGUUGAAGUAUCCAUGGCUAAGCCAUCGAUUUCCUUAAAGCCGGCGACCACCCAUCCCGCCCCCAAUGUAGCCUCCAGUUCAACUUCUGUGGUCCCUGCUCGGGCGCCAACUGCUUCCCCUGCCGCCUCCGCCUCAACUCCCUUGGUUCGGGCACCUUCCUCAGCGGAUUGUCCUCUUGCCGGCGAGGAUGCCUUCUACCUUCAAUACCUUGGCAACAAACUGAGCAAAUACUCCGCCCGCACCAAGAACACAGUCCAGUUCCAGAUUAAUCGCAUCCUGUAUAGAGCGGAUAUGGGCCGCUUCGAGGAUGCAGAUCCCAAGGAAGCCGAUUCCGAUUUGUAUUUUUAAGUCCUGCCCCCCAGAAUAUCUAUGUAUGUUAUAUGUUAUGUAAUGUUAUAUUUCGGUAAGCUGUAAAUAAAUUAUCCCACGAGUUGUCAAACACCAA
Drosophila elegans is the source of this 1169-nucleotide messenger RNA. RefSeq lists its product as uncharacterized. Lineage: Eukaryota; Metazoa; Arthropoda; Insecta; Diptera; Drosophilidae. The transcript has 3 exons. The coding region runs from base 92 to 1072 and encodes 326 amino acids. The record is from RefSeq and is a predicted model, not a curated record. Gene Ontology annotation, molecular function: DNA binding.